Messenger RNA from Capsella rubella, 558 nucleotides. RefSeq lists its product as uncharacterized. NCBI's taxonomy places the organism in Eukaryota, Viridiplantae, Streptophyta, Magnoliopsida, Brassicales, Brassicaceae. Gene Ontology annotation, cellular component: mitochondrial inner membrane. The transcript is spliced from 3 exons. Gene Ontology annotation, biological process: mitochondrial respiratory chain complex IV assembly. The record is from RefSeq and is a predicted model, not a curated record. The coding region runs from base 82 to 372 and encodes 96 amino acids.
UCUUCGAACGCUUUAAAACCAACGCCUCCGACUCCGACGCUUUCUUUAUUCUCUCUCUAUACAAAUUCUUAAAAUUCAACAAUGGCGGAAUCAAAGACGAAAUUUGCAGAAGUCAGAGAAUGGAUCAUCGAACACAAGCUUCGUACCGUUGGUUGUUUAUGGCUAAGUGGUAUCUCUGGAUCAAUCGCCUAUAACUGGUCAAAACCUGCAAUGAAAACCAGUGUCAGAAUCAUCCACGCUAGGUUACAUGCACAGGCGCUGACAUUGGCCGCUCUAGCCGGAGCAGCUGCAGUGGAGUACUAUGAUCACAAAUCUGGAGCCACUGAUCGUAUCCCAAAAUUCCUGAAGCCUGAUAACUUAAAUAAGGACUAGAUGAUCCCCUUAUCAUCAUAUCAUGAUUCAUGGCUCACGCCUAUUCUGUUAUUUUAGGCAUAUAUGUAAUAGCUAAUGAAAAACUUUAAUGUUUCUUCAAUCCUUCUUUUUUCUUCUUUGAAACGACAUAACUAUGUAAGAGCUAGCGUACAGAAACUAAAAUGAAUAAAUUUUGUUAUUUUGUUA